GAGGGAGGGACAGAACAGACAGCAGACACCAUGGAGUCCCCCUCAGCCCCUGUGCACAGAGGGUGCGUCCCCUGGCAGAGGCUCCUGUUGGCUGCCUCACUCUUAACCUUCUGGAGCCUGCCCACCACUGCCCAGCUCACUAUUGAAUCAGUGCCGCCCAAUGCUGCCGAAGGGAAGGAUGUGCUUCUCCGUGUCCACAACCUGCCUGGGGAUCUUGGAGGCUUUAUCUGGUACAAAGGGGAAAUAGUGGACAGUGACCUUCAAAUUGUAUCAUAUGUAAUAGACACUCAAACAAUUACCCUCGGGCCCGCAUACAGCCAUCGAGAGACAAUAUACCCCAAUGGAUCUUUGCUGUUCCAGAAAGUCACCCUGCAGGACACAGGAUACUACACCCUACUAGCCAUGAAGAAAAUUUAUACCAGCAUACAAGUAACUGGACAGCUCCGUGUAUACCAGGAUUUCCCCAAACCCAACAUCACAAGCAGCAACUCCAACCGUUGAGGAAAGGACCCUGUCCUGUCAAUGUGUGAACCUCAGGUUCAGGACACCCCCUACCUGUGGUUGAUCAGCAGUCAGAGUCUCCCGGCCAGUGCCAGGCUGCAGCUGUCCAAGGACAACAGGACUCUCACUUUACUCCCUGUCACAAGGAAAGACACAGGACCCUAUGAGUGUGAAACCCGGAACCCCGUGAGUGCCGACCGCAGUGACCCAUUCCCCCUGAAUGUUCUCUAUGGCCCUGAUGACGCCCCCACCCCCACCACCACUUCCCCCUCAGAGGACCCUUACCUUCCAGGGGCAAACCUCAGCCUCUCCUGCCACUCGGCCUCUAACCCGCCUGCACAGUAUUCUUAGGUUAUCAAUGGGAGGCCCCAGAAACCCACACAGGAGCUCUUUAUCCCCAACAUCACUGCAGGUGAUAGUGGAUCCCACACCUGCCUCACCCAUAACUCUGUCAUUCAUCCCUAUAGGACCGUGGCCAAGACUAUCACAGUCUCUGAGCCCGUGGGGAAGCCCGCCCUCCGAGCCAGCAAUGCCACAGUCACAGAGCAUAAGGACACCGUGGUCCUGACCUGCCUCACAAAUGACAAGGGGAUCUCCUUCCGGUGGCUCUUCAAGAACCAGAUUCUACCUCACAAGGACAGGAUGAAGCUGUCCCAGGGCAACAGCAUCCUCACCAUAGACCCCGUCAGGAGGGAGGACGCUGGGGGUUAUCAGUGUGAGAUCUUCAACCCCAUCAGUUCCAGCAAAAGUGACCCUCUCGAGCUGGAUGUACAAUAUGAUCCAACACUACCAAGUCCCGGCCUCUCAGAUGGGGCUAUUGCCGGCAUCGUGGUUGGCGUCCUGGCUGGCGUAGCUCUGAUAGCAGCCCUGAUGUACUUCCUGUGUAUCAGAAAGACUGGAGGGGCAAGCGACCAGCGCGAUCUCACAGAGCACAAACCCUCAGCCUCCAACCACAGUCAGGGCCACUCUGACAGCUCACCUAAUAAGCUAAAUGAAGUUACAUAUUCUUUGCUGAACUUCAGUGGCCAAGAAUCAAAGAAACCAACGUCAGCCUCCCCAUCCCCAACAGCCACAGAACCAGUUUAUGCGGAAAUAAAAAAGAAGUAAUGCAACCAGCCCUGCUCAGCACACUGCUGCCUGAUUCCAAGUCUCAUCCCAUCACUAGGAGACCCCGUUGCCCUCAGGGAAAAGGAGAGGAUGCGACCACACCCUGGAAGAGCACACCUGGAAAGCCUCUUUCUCCCCCUCACUCUGUCAUGAGGCAGCUCCAGGCUCCUGGUCACAGCCCCUCCCUUUGGUGUCAGCAGGUGAAAGGGAGUCUGUAGGAAGCCCAGUCUUCCUUUUCAUUAAAAUUUGUCUCAUUAAAUUAGUACUAAAACCAAGAAAGUCUAGAGAUGGCUCUUUAAAAAGCAAACUUCUGACUGAAUUAUUAAGAAGAAAUGAGAGUGAUCACAAUAAGCAAUAUUAGGAGUAAAAAAGGAAACAAUGACAGCAGGCAAUAGGAGGACAUCAGGAGCAUCCCUAUUGCAAAUAUUUGAAAGAUUAGAUUAAAAGGAAUAAAUACUUAGAAAAA
This is a messenger RNA of Myotis lucifugus (little brown bat), 2074 nucleotides long. RefSeq names its product carcinoembryonic antigen-related cell adhesion molecule 1-like. The transcript has 9 exons. Lineage: Eukaryota; Metazoa; Chordata; Mammalia; Chiroptera; Vespertilionidae. Gene Ontology annotation, cellular component: plasma membrane; cell surface. Gene Ontology annotation, molecular function: protein tyrosine kinase binding. Gene Ontology annotation, biological process: regulation of immune system process; signal transduction. The record is from RefSeq and is a predicted model, not a curated record.